Molecule: messenger RNA, 3399 nt
Organism: Suillus paluster
Lineage: Eukaryota; Fungi; Basidiomycota; Agaricomycetes; Boletales; Suillaceae
Exons: 13
Coding region: 166-2943 (925 amino acids)
Molecular function (GO): hydrolase activity
Source: RefSeq, a predicted model, not a curated record
GUGUCAAGGUGUCAAACGGUUCCACCAAAUCUCAUGCACAUGCUUCAUGACCACCGUCGCACAAGGUUGCCCCUACUUUAUAUCUUACGACGUAUAGCUCUUUUUGAUUAGAAGACCAAUUGACGGCUCCCGGCGCAUCGCACGCGGCACGUUACUUUGGCACAGAUGCCAAACUCCCUGACACGUAACAUGGGCCUGCGACUGGGACCAAUAGUCCUGGAAACAUUGGUCAAACAUUACUUCGAUCGUAUCAAGAAGGAGAAUGCACAGCAUUCCAACUUUGCAACACAGCUGCACCAGGAUGAACUUCUCUACCAUGAAGCGUUCAACAUUGUAAAGAGUUUCCUCGAGGCUGCGACAAAUCACACUAUGGAGGAAGUCCAAGCAUUCUCGAACAACCGGACGCCGUCUCUUCCCUCGGUCCAUGUUGUGCGUUUAUUAGUCCCAGUGUCCUGCUGCGAUGAGGCUGCCAGCUACAUCGUACAAGCGCUCGGUGGAGAAGAAUUCGCCAAGCGCUUAGUCGGUGGCACAAAGUGGUGGCAAGUGCGUGGUGUCAAAGGUGUCGAUGCGGAGUGGAUCACGGCUCGAAAGGACUAUCAAGAGGCGAAGAAGCGGAGAAAAGCGAAACAUGAAAAGAGCUUAAACACUGAAAUACCCGCCAGUGAAAGCGAUACCCCGACCUCAAGUGGACUGCCAGCCUCCGAUUCAAAUGAGAGUAAUACCUACAGGGAAGAAAUGGAUGAAAUGCGCUGCAUACUAUACGCUCACGGAGGGGGUUACUAUUUUGGAAGCGUUGAUCUGGAAAGAAUAAGUAUCCAGCGGCAUGCAAGAAAGAUCAACGGUCGUGUUUUUGCUGUCAACUACCGCCUGGCUCCGCAGUAUCCCUUUCCCUGCGCCUUGCAAGAUCUUCUUGCCGCUUACCUUUACUUGAUCAAACCUCCUUCUGAUGCGUCCCACCAGCCAGUACAACCAGCACAUAUCGUUGUCGCAGGAGAUUCCGCCGGGGGCGGUCUAACCCUCGCAUUAUUGCAAAUCUUGCGCGACACUGGACUCCCAUUACCUGCAGGAGGGAUCUUGAUUUCUCCUUGGUGCGAUUUAACACACUCUUUCCCGAGUGUUCAUACCAACACCGCCACGGAUGUAAUUCCUUUGUACGGACUGUCAUUCCACAAACCGAGUCCCUUGUGGCCUCCGCCGUCAGAUGAAAUGACCCACAGCGUCCGUUCUAAAUUGCGCGAACGAAUUCGUCAGAUGGUCCGGCUUGAGUCGAAACAGGAUAAGAACGACGCUGAAUCCUUGGAUGUCCGUAUACAUCACGAUUCAAAGGGUGCAUCGUCGCUUAGCGGAAACGGAGAUGUCCGGUUCAGCGAAAUGCCUAUUGAUGUGGGCGCUACUGCUCCACUACCGUCAGUCGACAAGAAAGAAGAUCAGACUAUACGGCUCCUAGCCAAGUCAGGUGAAUUAUUAGUAUUAGAAGAACAAGUGCACAUCUAUGUCCAGAAUAGCUUGCUCGGACACCCACUUGUUAGCCCGGCGCUCUCGUACCUGGGAGGCUUGCCGCCCUUACUCUUCAUUGCGGGUGACAAGGAGGUUUUGAGAGACGAAAUCAUCUAUUCGGCUCAUAAAGCCGCGCAUCCUUCCCGUUUUCCCAUCAAGGAAGAAGUACGCUUUCUCUACCCACCACUCAAAGGGAUAGAAGACCGUUCUAUUCCAACUGCAGUCCAUUUACAGGUCUACGAUGACACCGCUCAUGUUUUGCCGGUCCUGUUCUCGUUUACUACUCCGGGAAAAUUUUGCUACCGCGCAAUUGCGUCUUUCACUAAGCAUGUCACAGGCAUGAGCGCGUUUUCCAGAUCCUCGUCUAGUCCAAUUGUCUCUCCUAGCGCCUUACCCUCUCACCCCGUCAUAACGAGCUCUUCUCUGUUCUCCCGCGCGUUCUCUACGCCUGAAUUCCUACAUCGCAUCCAAGGCAAAUCGGGUAGCCCAUCGUCGUCUAAUACUCCCGAUUCCCCCGGUCCUUCCCCGCGCUCAUCCAAAUACUUUCUCCCUCCAUUUUCUCGACCUGGUAUGUCGGCCCGUGCAAACACACUCCAGGUACCAAAGUCUGCAUCUGAUAACGCUCUUUUCAAAUCUUCACUGCGGGCUCAAUCUUCGGAUGACGUACACGCGGGAGGCCCGGAGAUCACUGGUAGUGUGUCCGACUCCGCUGAUAUAGCGCAGCGAUUUGCAGGAGAAGGUAGGGUAUAUUGCGACGAGCAAGGUGUUCCCUCCUGGAAGGAAGGCAUGAUUCGUGAAAGGGUGGCGAAUUCCGGCGUAAUUCGACCACUGGAACCAGAGUCAGACUUGGAUGCAUUUCAUGUUCCCCCGGAAAUCAUGGGAGCUUUCUCGGAGCUCACUAUGCGACGCUAUUUAGAGGGAAGGCCAAAUAUGACAAAAAGUUCUCGAAGGAAAUACGCGCCAUCCAGAAGCAACGUGACCGCAACCUCGGAGCUCUCGAGCAAAGACGUUCUGAAGAACAUCGCACAACUUCAGGGCUUGCAGGGUUCGCAGAGCAAAAAUGGCAAGGGGAAGGCACACAAUACCACGAAAGGCAUCAAAGAAGGUCUAGAAGCUGCCUCUGCCAGCUGGAGUUGGGCUUGGGCUCUGGACGCAGACGAGCGUCCACCACCGAGUAGUAUUGUAUCGCGGCGAGAUACAGAUGAAGCUCGACGGCUCGCGCGGAUCGUUGACCAAGCUGUCUUACAAGAGCACAGUCAGAUGAGCGCCAACAGCUUAUGGGCUGUCAUCGUUGAUUUCUUAACUAUCGCCCCCGAUCAUAAGCAUCCCGGCUCUGAUGCCAGUGAUGGAGAUCGACCAUCACCCUCAAUGCAUAAACGCAAGUCGUUCUUUACCUCACUGCGACCCGGGGAACGAGAGACGAACAAGUCUGAGCCGAGUAGAUAAUGUACAUAUAGUGAGUCCUCGAGGAGCUCCAUCCUAGUACUUGAUGUUUUUACUACUUCUGUAGUCCAAAAGUUCUGCGCUACGACACUAUCAUAUACAGAUAUGAUACUAGAUGAUUAUUUAAUGCGUAACAACGAAAGAUGUUCGUGAAGUUGCCCACGAGGACAACAGCAUCACCUCUUCACUGUCCGUGUGCACCCCCGGGAGUCUACCUGCAGUUAAACGGGCCUCGUGAGCAGGUCGCGAUCAACAUCUCCCUCUCGACACUCCUAGGAAGGUUCCACAUUUUCUGGCUCGGAAUCUGUUUGCCCCAUUUUCCGGCUUCAUCAUUGCAUACGCGGCAGGAGGCUGCCGCGCUCGAAGUGUACACAUAACUUUAACAUGGCUACGUCUCGGCAUGCCAUUUCGAAAUGGCGUGUUUGUCCAAUUCCGCCACUAGCAGUAUUAAAGUUGUAG